AAAUCGAGCUCGGACCCGGAGCCCCGCUGGCAGCUUCGUCUGGGAAUUGUGAGAGCUCCAGACAUUCAGCCCAGGGGACUUUUGGGAUCUCCGAUACAGCUCAUAUCGUUCCAGUGUGUAAAGUGCGAGUCGACGACAUCAUGGAGGAGACACGGCCCGACCUGAUCAUCGCUAUUGACUUUGGAAUGACAUGUACCGGAGUCGCAUACGCAAAUCCCUCUAUCGGCGCUGAUACUAUUCGGUGGAUUCAGCGAUGGCCGGGACGUAUGCAAGCAAAUGAGAACAAAGUCCCGACGAUACUAGUCUACCCCAAUGACCAGCCCAAUCCCUCAUCAUGGGGCUUCCUAUCCGAAACGAUGACCGAGGUGACCGCCGUGGACAAAGAGUUUCGCGAAUGGUUCAAGACAUUUCUCGACGAGGGUAGACUGAAUCAAGCUCAAAGAGACGCAAAAGAUCCGACAGAUGUCCCCAGGUCCAUAGAAGAAGUGGAGAAAUGGUACUGCGACUACUUCAAGUUCCUCUACCAGCAUAUCCGAUCCAAACUCCAAAAUGAGAUUAGUUCUCGUUGGGAAGAUGCCCGAAUUGAUUUCAUCUUCAGCGUUCCAACGACCUGGGCGCCAAACCCCACAGUCGAGCGCUUCCGAAAGAUCAUAGACCGCGCAGGAUUUGGACGAUAUCCAGGUCACAUCGCGACAAUCGGGUUGACGGAAGCGGAGGCGGCCGCCGUCCACAUGUCUCGGGAAUCUCCUGCAAUAUUCCUCGAAAGAGAUAUACUCAUAGUCUGCGACGUUGGUGGGGGGACGACCGAUCUAUCAGCGCUUAGAGUCACUGGCACGGGUAGUGGAUCGUUGAGCCUGGAACAACUAGAUGUCGUAUUUGGUGCUAAUCUUGGCUCUGCUCAAAUUGAUCGCGGUUUCGAAAAUGCAGCUCUUCAACGACUGGAAUUUGCGAAUCGAAGCCUUCCAAUGGGUAUUGAGAUUGAAGAUGCAGCGUGGGAGAUGAUGAAGAGCAAAGAAUAUCAGAAUGCGAAAUGUGAUUACGGCGCCGAAGAUGAUACACCCAUGUUCUCCGUUGCGGUGCCUAAGCUUAGCAGAACGUACACGAAUGAGCCUGCAGGCAUCAUCAAUGGUGAAUUAAGGUUUCAAAGAGAUAACUUGAAGAUACUGUUUGAUGCUCAAAUCGACAGACUUUUCGGUCUGAUAGACAAGCAAUUAACACAAAUAUAUCAAAAGUUCCCACAAGAGCAAGUGGCACAUCUUGUCCUUUCCGGUGGUCUCGGCAACUCCGCAUACCUUCAGCAGCGGUUACGAGAACGGUAUGCUUUCGGUCGCGCGCCUUUUCCGAAUGCCUUGCGUUUGCAAGUUGGAGUAGCUCCGGACCCACAGCUGGUUGUGUGCAAAGGCAUCGUUGCCGAUCGUAUACAGAAGAUGAAGAGUGGGAAAUCGGUGCUGGGUUGGCGAUGCUGUCGGUCGUCUUAUGGAACAAUAUGCAAAGUCCUGUAUAACCCUCUGAAUCCCAUGCAUCACAACAAGCCAACGGAACGAGAUCCCAUGGACGGUCAGUUGUACAUUGCUAAUGUUAUUGACUGGUUCAUAAAACAAGGCGACCCGGUAUCAAUUGACUAUCCAAUCGUUCGACAAUUCCGACAAAAGGUCACGCCUGGCAACCCCAAACGAGUUUUCCCCACUGCGGUCAUUGAAUCCCAGCUCGACAAAACCCUUCUGCCUUUCGUCAUGGACCACAAUUGCAGGACUUUGUGCAGUGUACAGUCCGACUUCUCGAGCGUCGAACUCGCCAAGUUCAAGCUCAAGAACAGACACUUUUGGAAUCGAGGCCAAAAAUAUCACCGUGUGGACUACGCAGUGAAGGUUGUCCUAGGACCAGCAGACAUCCGCUUUGAACUCUGUAGGCCCUUCUUUCAUCUUCUCGUUUGUCUAUAGAUUAAUCUCACUACUUCGACAUUAUGCUUGAUUCGCUAACACUCAUCAGGGUGGAACGGCCAAAAGCUCAGCCGCGAUACUCCCAUCAAAGUCGAAUGGCACGCAGCGCCCGCUCCCGAUCCUUCCACACUUCCUCCAGUUCCAGAUAUCAAUCCUAUGGCGCAAACUCACUUCGGUCUCCCCGCGGCUCGUACGUGGGGUGGCGUGCCAUCACAGAAUGGAUACUUGCCUGCAUCACCACCAAUGGCCAUGUCGCCGGCGAUGUCGACUGGGUACCUCUCAGCAGGGAUGAAUCGUGGCUAUGCGAAAGGGUAUGCAACUACGAAUCAGGGAUAUGCAUCCC
Molecule: messenger RNA, 2283 nt
Organism: Mytilinidion resinicola
Lineage: Eukaryota; Fungi; Ascomycota; Dothideomycetes; Mytilinidiales; Mytilinidiaceae
Exons: 10
Coding region: 141-1940 (599 amino acids)
Source: RefSeq, a predicted model, not a curated record